AUGGAAGCAGGACUCCCAAGUGACGACAAGGGAUCUCAGAUCCUGGCCAUUAUGUGGUCUCUCUUCAGUGUUUCGACCUCGAUGGUGUUGGUACGGCUGUGGAUACGCUCCCACCUCACGAAGCAACUCGGCUGGGAUGACGCUUUUAUAGUUCUGGCACUGGCUUGCGGAUGCGUGAACACGGCCUUGCUCACCGUCGCCGUAUUUGCUGGCCUGGGGCGCCGCCAGGUCUACCUGGAAAAGAGCCAGCUUAUACAGAUCUUCAAGUACACCUGGCUGUCGCAGCCCUUCCAUAUCAUGUGUAUAAACUGGGGGAAGGUCUCCGCCAUGCUCCUUAUCAUACGCAUCAUAGAGAGGGCAAAACACCAGGUGCGAUAUUUCUACGCAGCCAUAGCCUUCCUCACCGUGGUCAAUACAGGAUGCGUGGGCAUCAUAGUGGGCCAGUGCCGACCGCCUGAUGCGUUUUGGAAUCCAUUGAUCAAGGGCAAGUGCUGGAAACCGAGUGUCCUGAAGAACUAUACUUUUUUCCAAAGUGUCCUACACCCUCGAAUUUCCAUCCCGAGCGCAAUUGGCUUGCGAGAUCUUCUAACCUUUGCGACAAUGUUGAAAAAUAGUGCUUUCGCUGGAGCUGUUAUAAAAGCUUCUUACCUCCCCCAGCUCACCGAUCGUUCGGACUACCCCUGGAAAACCGCCGACUUGAUCACCUGGGCGGUAGUCGAGCAGUACCUUGUCAUUAUCGCAGCCUGUGUGCCUACCCUCGGUCCGCUAAUCAAAUAUAUCCGCCAGGGGAUCUCCUCCGGGGGAGACAGAGCAUCCUCAUACCGGCUUUACUGCAAAAAGGUAAAAUCCUGGUCACACUCCACACCGAGGACAACGCUCAGUACAGCUACCACCGGCUCUGCGCCUGGCGCGGCAGCGCUAGGGAAGACCAAGAAGUUCUUCAGCGGGAUGUACAGCGGCUCCUCUGCGACAGCAGGAAACAGCUAUUCGCUGUCUGUGUAUGAUAGCGGGCGCAAGCAGCAGCAGAGUGAAGCGCACAGCAGCCGCGAGGCCAUAAUCGGGCCAUCGGAGGAUCAGGGCGACGCGAUCACAAAGGUGACGGAGGUGCACGUAAGGGCGGAUAAUCAGAGCAAUACAGAACAGAGCUGGGAACAGAGGAUCACGCCAUGGGAGUCGAGGAGCCCUGUAUGA
Microsporum canis CBS 113480 is the source of this 1191-nucleotide messenger RNA. RefSeq lists its product as uncharacterized. The record is from RefSeq and is a predicted model, not a curated record. Bases 1 to 1191 code for a protein of 396 amino acids. Lineage: Eukaryota; Fungi; Ascomycota; Eurotiomycetes; Onygenales; Arthrodermataceae. The transcript is spliced from 3 exons.